This is a messenger RNA of Meriones unguiculatus (Mongolian gerbil), 678 nucleotides long. Its product is annotated as killer cell lectin-like receptor 2. The transcript has 5 exons. The record is from RefSeq and is a predicted model, not a curated record. Bases 1 to 678 code for a protein of 225 amino acids. NCBI's taxonomy places the organism in Eukaryota, Metazoa, Chordata, Mammalia, Rodentia, Muridae.
AUGAGUGACCAGGAUAUCACUUACGCAACUGUGAGAUUUCAUAGGUCUUCAGAAUUGCAGAGCCGAGUGAGGCCUGAUGAGAUUCAAGGGCCCAGAGAAACUGGACACAGAGAGUGUUCAGUCCCCUGGAAGCCCAUUGUGAUAUCCCUUGGAGCCCUUGGUUUCCUUCUGCUGCUAACUGUCGCAGUGUUGCUGACACAGACUUUUCAGUAUAGUCAAGAAAAGCUUGAACUGCAGAAAAAUCUAAACAAUCUUACUCAAAAGUGCAGCACCACGCAAAAUGACAGCUACUUAAUUGAAGAAAAAUUGAGAAAUAUGUCUACAAAGUACGAUGCCCUCCAAUACCAGCUGCAACUAGACACCCUCAACAGAGAAGAGAGCAGAUGCUACAGGGAAACCAAGAUUGUUUUAGAUUGUUCACAGCCCACAGGCAAACGUGGUGAAGAACGCUGGUUCUGCUGUGGCAUAAAGUGUUAUUAUUUCAUCCCGGACGAUAAAGACUGGCGUGGGUGUAAACGGACCUGCCAGGCUUGCGGCUUAUCCCUUUUGAAGAUAGAUGAUGAUGAUGAACUGAAGCUCCUCCAGCCCCAGCUUUCUGAAAACAGUUACUGGAUUGGACUAUCCUAUAACACCAAAGGGGAAUGGACGUGGAUUGGGAACGGCCCAUCUAAAGUGUGA